AUGGGUAAAACAAGUGACCUAAGAGACUUUGAGUGUGGCAUGAUCGUCGGUGCCAGGCGUGCCGGUUCUAGUAUCUCAGAAAUGGCCGGGCUCCUGGGCUUUUCAGGCUCAACAAACAAAACACAUCCAGUCAUCAGCAGUCCUUCCUACGCUGUCUCAGUCUGCACUGACAACUCUCUGAGCUGCUUUUCCACCAUCUCCAUCAUCAUGGCUGUGGGUUCUGCUCAAUGGGCAGCCCCACUGGCCCUGGUACUACUGGCAAUCACCCUGGCGGUGCCAGCCCUGGGAGGGUGCCCAUCCGCCUGCCGGUGCUCCUUCGCCAUGCUACAGUGCCUGGAGCCCAAUGGCAUUGCCACUAUACCCAUGUUGGCACUACAGGAGAGCGAGAAUGUCACGGAAAUUUACAUCGAAAAUCAAGCCGACCUGGAGAACAUUACAGAAGUAGACCUUGCCAACUAUAGAGAGUUGAAGAAUCUCACGGUCACGUUCUGCAGGCUGGCGUACAUCUCGGCGAAUGCUUUCCAACACAACCUCAAGCUCCAAUAUGUAAACCUGGCAUCUAACUCCCUGGAGCAUAUCAGUUGGAAGGUGUUCCAUUUUCUUCCCCUGCUCAACCUGGUUUUGAGGGACAACCCCCUUGAGUGCUCCUGUGAUAUCCAUUGGCUGCAGCGAUGGCAGCUUAACGACCACAGUGACCUUGACAACCAACCGCUGCACUGCCUCUCCAAUGGCCAUGCCCGACGGUUGGACUCCUUAGUGAUGAAGAAUUGCACUAUACCGGAGGUUGCCAUUGUCCAUGCCAACACCAAGGUCCAGGAGGGAGGCAACCUGACAUUUGUGUGUCAGGUGACAGGAGUGCCCGUGCCUGUAGUGAGGUGGCGCACGAAUAAACUGCUGUCUCGCUAUACUGUACAGGAGAGGUUCUGGGGCUCCACUUUGGAGCUGGAGCUGCAGCUGUGGAACAUGUCCUCAGAAGACAACCUGCACAACUUGACCUGUGAGGCGGAGAACCGGGCCGGGCCUGGGGAUGAGAAAGUGACGUUGGACAUUGAAUUUCCAGCCAAAAUCAUAUUCCUGCACAACGCCGAGCAACAGCACCACUGGUGUUUCCCCUUUAAGGUGGACGGGAACCCUGAGCCAUCCAUCCGCUGGCUUUUCAACGGCUCCAACCUGACCGAGGGCCUCUACACUUACACACAGUUCAUUCCCGACUCGGACGACGGCUCUGUGAAGCACGGUUGUCUAUUUCUCAACAAGCCCACCCACCUGAACAACGGCCUCUACACCAUCAUCGUGGGGAACAGACUGGGCGUGGACCAAGCUACGGCCACGGGGAUGUUCAUGGACAACCCCUUUGACCCCUUUGAUCCUGAGGGCAUCAUCCCAGUCCUUGAAGAAAGUGAUCCACUUCCCACCAACAAAUCUAACGAGGAUGUCACUGAGAACCUGGAAAGCAGAGUGUUUGGGGUGUCGGUGGCAGUGGGUCUGGCUGUGUUUGCUUGCACCUUCCUCCUCAUUAUGGUACUGGUCAUCAACAAGUGUGGCCAGCAGUCCAAGUUUGGUAUUCACCGUUCAUCUGUCUUGGGAACAGAGGAUGAUCUUGCUGUUUCACUGCGUUUCAUGAACUUAGGGGCCAGCCCUCCUUCCUCUGAUGACUCUGGGAUGUCCAGCUUUGUGGAGAACCCCCAGUACUUCUGUGGCAUUUUCAAAGACAAAGACAUGUGUGUGCAGCACAUCAAAAGACAGGACAUAGUUCUGAAGUGGGAACUGGGUGAGGGGGCGUUUGGCAAAGUCUACCUGGCAGAGUGUGCCAAUCUCAGUCCGGACAGUGACAAAAUGCUGGUGGCCAUCAAGACUCUGAAGGAUGCCAACGAGUCGACCCGGCAGGACUUCCAGAGAGAGGCUGAGCUGCUCACAGUCCUCCAGCACCAGAACAUCGUUCGCUUCUAUGGAGUGUGUACAGACGGAGAGCCACUGGCGAUGGUGUUUGAAUACAUGAGACAUGGAGACCUCAACCGCUUCCUCAGGGCGCACGGUCCAGACGCCCAUAUCCUGGAGGAGGUGAAGAUGCCCCCGCUGGGCCAGCUCACUCUUCCCCAGAUGCUGAACAUCGCCGCCCAGAUCGCCUCAGGCAUGGUCUACCUGGCCUCCCUUCACUUUGUGCACCGGGACCUGGCCACACGAAACUGCCUGGUGGGAGAUAUGGGAGAGGGUCUGAUGGUCAAGAUAGGAGACUUUGGCAUGUCCCGGGACAUCUACAGCACAGACUACUACAGGGUGGGUGGGCGUACGAUGCUUCCUAUUCGCUGGAUGCCCCCGGAAAGCAUCAUGUACAGGAAGUUCACCACGGAGAGUGAUAUCUGGAGCUUUGGAGUGGUCCUCUGGGAGAUCUUCACCUAUGGGAAACAGCCCUGGUACCAGCUCUCCAACAGCGAGGCUAUCGAGUGCAUUACACAGGGCCGGGAGCUGGAGAGACCACGCACUUGCCCCAAGGAGGUACACGGCCUGAUGCAGGGCUGCUGGCAGAGGGAGCCCCAGCAGAGACUGGUCAUCAAGGACAUCCACAGCCGCCUCCUGGCCCUGGUUAAGAGCCCCCCUAUCUAUCUGGACAUCCUGGGGUAGAGGCUAGGAGUUCUGUGGCUGAGGCUGGGGCAGUGUCCAGGCAAGGGGAAGUAGGGGAACUUACGGUCAGGAAUGACGGGUAUUGGGAAGGGGUGGAAGUCAGGUAAAGGACUGUGCUAUGGCAAUCCUGAACCUAAGCAUUGCUGUCAUUUACGUCUAUGGAUCUUAACCACACCGACACCCCCUCUGAUUGGAUAUUUGGUCAGGUUGGACUUUGCUAGGAUCUGUUCUGAUAGGGACCAUUGGGUUGGGAAGGGAGUAAGGUGAAGUUGCUUCUAGACGCUGAUAUUGGGUAUUUUUUUGGCCACUAAUGGUUACAGAUAGGAUUGGGGGAGGGGAAGCUGAUCCCAGAUCUGUACCUCAGAGAAACUUUACCCUGGAGCGAUGGGAAGACUAUGGGGAUGGGGGUUACUUCCUGGUCCAUGCUGCUUCAGCUCGCCUCGUCUCAUGACGACCCAGCCCCAACUCUGUUUGCCGCUGGCUGGGAGCGGGUGGAAGAAGAUGAGCCAGCGAAGACCUGUGUUUACUGUGAGUGUUUUAUUGUGUAGCUGAAGGGGUGUCGUCCUGAUGAACGGUUUUGCAUGAUUGGAGAAAUCCAGACUAUACAGUGCCUUUGGGAAUGCAUUCAGCCCCCUUGACUUUUUCCACAUGUUACGUUACAGCCUUAUUCUAAAAUGUAUUAAAUAGUCCCUCAGUCUACACACAAUACCCCAUAAUGACAAAGCAAAAAUAGGUUUUCGGGAACUUUUUGCAAAUUUAUUACAAAUAAAAAACUGAAAUAUUACAUUUACAUAAGUAUUCAGACUCUUUACUCUGUACUUUGUUGAAGCACCUUUGGCAUCUAUUACAGCAUUGAGUCUUCUUGGGUGUGAUGCUACAAGCAUAUUUGGGGAGUUUCUCCCAUUCUUCUCUGCAUAUCCUCUCAAGAUCUGUCAGGUUGGAUGGGGAGCAUCGCUGCACAGCUAUUUUCAGGUCUCUCCAGUGAUGUUCGAUUGGGUUCAAGUCCGGGCUCUCAAGGACAUUCAGAGACUCGUCCCAAAGUCACUCCUGCGUUGUCUUGGCUGUGUGCUUAGGGUCGUUGUCCUGUUGGAAGGUGAACCUUCGCCUCAGUCUGAGGUCCAGAGCACUCCGGAGCAGGUUUUCAUUAAGGAUCCCAUUGUACGUUGCUCCAUUCAUCUUUGCCUCAAUCCUGACAAGUUUCCCAGUCCCUGCCUCUGCAAAACAUCCCCAUAGCAGAAUGCUGCCACCACCAUGCUUCGCCGUAGGGAUGGUGCCAGGUUUCCACCAGUUGUGACGCUUGGCAUUCAGGCCAAAGAGUUCAAUCUUGGUUUCAUCAGACCAGAGAAUCUGGUUUCUUAUGGUCUGAGAGUCUUUAGGUGCCUUUUGGCAAACUCCAAACGGGCUGUCAUGUUCCUUUUACUGAGGAGUGGCUUCCGUCUGGCCACUCUACCAUAAAGGCCUGAUUGGUGGAGUGCUGUAGAGAUGGUUGUCCUUCUGGAAGGUUCUCCCAUUUCCACAGAGAAACUCUUGAGCUCUGUCAGAGUGACCAUCGGGUUCUUGGUCACCUCCCUGACCAAGGCCCUUCUCCCCUGAUUGCUCAGUUGGCCGGGUGGCCAGUUCUAGGAAGAGCCUUGGUGGUUCUAAACUUCUUCCAUUUAAGAAUGAUGGAGACCACUGUGUUCUUGGACCUUCAAUGCUGUAGAAAUGUUUUGGUACCCUUCCCCAGAUCUGUGCCUCGACACAAUCCUGUCUCUGAGUUCUACGGACAAUUCCUUCGACCUCAUGGCUUGGUUUUUGUUCAGACAUUCAUUGUCAACAGUGACAUGCAUCGUCAACCUUAUAUAGACAGGUGUGUGCCUUUCCAAAUUGUAGAAACAUCUCAAGGAUGUUCAAUGGAAACAGGAUGCACCUGAGCUCAAUUUCGAGUCUCAUAGCAAAGGGUCUGAAUACUUAUGUAAAAAAAAAAGGUAUUUCUGUUUUUAAAUUUUUCAUACAUUUGCUAAAAUAAAAAAGUAAAAUGUUUUCGCUUCGUCAUUAUGGGGUAUUGUGUGUAAAUUGUUGGGAAUUUGUAUUUAUUUAAUACAUUUUAGAACAAGGCUGUAACGUAACAAAAUGUGGAAAAAGUCAAGGGGUCUGAAUACUUUCCGGGAUUUACUGUUGCCUGAGAAUAUGGAAAAGAUGAAUUACUUUAGUGAAUUUUAAGGGGCUCAGUGAUUUUCAAUCCCGAGCAUACUUUUCAUAGGUGAAAUUUCAAACAUUCUUCUACAAUUUUGAUAAUAAGAGCUUUACCAUUAUAACCAUUCUGUAUUGUAACAGUAAGAAGCCAUUUUCAAACUGUGUGAUAUAAUCUGCAGGAGUGAAAGUGAUUUCAAGAGAGACCUAUUGUGCCAAGUCAAUUGCACUAAUCAGAAAGCUUUCUAUUGUUAGGCAGUUAUGUCAGAUCUAUCAUUUUUCAUAUGCAUAGCCCAGACCAUAGUAAAGAAACUGCAUACAAAGUCUGUGUUCUUCAUGGCUAUCACUUGCAUUGUAUUGGGAUAUCGAUUAUUAAUUAGCAUUUUGCAAUAUGAACUAAAAGUAAAUGGUCAGUAAGAGAUGCUCCUUAUCAAGCUAAUCCUAUUUGGUAACCCAAUUCGUUUAUAAUCCAAAACCCAACCAUCAUCUGGAUUGAAAAUGUCUGUAUACAGUAAUGUGUGUGUGUGUAUAUGUGUGUGUGUGUGCGCAAUGGUAAGUUUGACCGGACGUCGUCUACUGUCGAUAUUGUUCUCUACAGUUGGUUAUAGCAAAAGGAAUACAGUACAAUGUUUUGCAUCUCUCCGCCUACUAAUUCAAAUCCGAAUGUACAAUAUUAUAUUUACAAACAUUAUAUAGUAGAGUUGUAUAGUUAUUCUUUUGACUUAAUUCAUCAUUUAUCUAAUGUAUUACUCUGUUUAAAAUGUCUUACUGUGUAUGCAAUCCCUUUCUUACUGUGUAUGCAAUCCCUUUCUUACUGUGUAUGCAAUCCCUUUCUGUCAGAGGACAAAACAAAGACGACUAAUUGUAAAAUAGGAAUAUUUUUGAAAAAACAACGGGGAAACUUCUACUAAAGGCCAGGAAGGUGUUUUUCCUGACAUGCUAUUCUUAAAUGUUUUGCAUUUAAAUACCGUAGAAUGAUUUCUCUGUCCAUGGCCAGUGAGUAUACUCCAAAUAAAAACAUGUGUACGCAGUGCAAGAUUAUAGCUCAUCGGUUCAGGUACAGUUACAUAGCUUUCAUUGGAAAUAGCCAUGUUAACAUGCCUUAUAGUGACCCCCAAAGCAUUUAACAUCAGCCUUUAAGAUCAAAGCAAGCUGCUGAAAUCCAGGAAGGGACCAGAUGGUUGAGAGAGAUUCAUGCGAAAUGGUUUCACAUGUAACAGAUGGAUAACAAUGAUCGAGCCUUCAGGAGGAGAGUGACAGAUGGAGUUGAAAUAGAGACCGUGAUACAACCUAUAGACCACAACAAGGUCUACUCCUCCUUUUAACAUUUCAUCUUGAAAAUAAAAUCAGGCGUUUUACAAGACUAGUAAAACAAUUGGGACACCUUUGAAUGUAAAUAUGUCAAUCUGCUUUAUUGAUGUUUAAAAAAUGGUCAUGUUCAAAUAUUGUUACCCCAGCACUUUGUAUAUCGUCUGCCCACGAAUAAAACAACCAUCUGGUUCAAGAGGUCAGUUUCCAAUUGUAUACCAUCUUACAGUACAUAUUUUUUAAAUGUUUGAGGAUGAACAAAUGUAGACUAAUUGUACCUACACGUUUUAGCCUGCAAAAGCAUCUUUCAUUGUGUGGAGGUCCGUAAUCAAUUACCUGAAUUACACACAGCAGUACUUUCUCACUGGAAGUCUCACCACACACAUCAGUUACUGUAAGAAUAAAGUUUUAUAUUACCUUACAUCACCCCCCAAACAAACA
Messenger RNA from Oncorhynchus nerka (sockeye salmon), 6543 nucleotides. Its product is annotated as high affinity nerve growth factor receptor-like. The record is from RefSeq and is a predicted model, not a curated record. Gene Ontology annotation, molecular function: transmembrane receptor protein tyrosine kinase activity; neurotrophin receptor activity; ATP binding. The transcript is spliced from 18 exons. Gene Ontology annotation, biological process: protein phosphorylation; multicellular organism development; positive regulation of neuron projection development. NCBI's taxonomy places the organism in Eukaryota, Metazoa, Chordata, Actinopteri, Salmoniformes, Salmonidae. Gene Ontology annotation, cellular component: axon; signaling receptor complex; plasma membrane. The coding region runs from base 1 to 2622 and encodes 873 amino acids.